This is a messenger RNA of Emys orbicularis (European pond turtle), 2394 nucleotides long. It is a transcript of the gene SCARB2, whose product is annotated as scavenger receptor class B member 2. The transcript has 12 exons. Gene Ontology annotation, molecular function: scavenger receptor activity. Bases 1 to 1449 code for a protein of 482 amino acids. Gene Ontology annotation, biological process: protein targeting to lysosome; receptor-mediated endocytosis. Gene Ontology annotation, cellular component: lysosome; cytoplasm; plasma membrane. The record is from RefSeq and is a predicted model, not a curated record. Lineage: Eukaryota; Metazoa; Chordata; Testudines; Emydidae.
AUGAGGAAGUUCUGCCUCUCCACGGUGGGGAUCCUGUCCAUGACCCUGCUCAUCGCCAGCGUCGCCCUGCUGGUGGCCCACGUCCUCCAGAGAGCGGUGGACCUGCAAGUGAAAGAGGGAACAGUACUAAAGAAUGGCACAGAAGCCUUUGACCUCUGGGAAGACCCUCCUCCACCAGUCUACAUGCAGUUCUACUUUUUUAACGUGACCAAUCCUCUAGAAGUGGUCAGUGGAGAUACCCCUUUUGUGGAAGAAAUAGGGCCGUACACCUACAGAGAGUACAGGCCAAGAGUGAAUGUUCAUAUUUUGGACAAUGACACCAGAGUCUCUUCUGUGAACCCAAAGACCUAUGUAUUUGAACCAGAGAAGUCUGUUGGAGACCCUGAAGUUGAUCUGAUCAGGACAGUAAAUAUUCCUGCAGUGACUGCAAUGGAAUGGGCCAAAUCGACUUCUCUACGGCUACCCACAGAGAUUCUCCUAAUAUUAUACCAAGAAAACUUGUUUAUGACACACACUGUCCACGAAUUACUGUGGGGCUACAAAGACAAACUUUUGUCAACCCUUCAUGUGCUUCAUCCUGAGAUUGAUUCAGAGUUUGGCUUAUUUAAUAAGAUGAAUGGAACGGAUGACGGUGAAUAUGUUGUUCUCAGUGGGAAAAUGAACUACCUUAACUUCUCGAAGAUCGUGGAGUGGAGAGGAAAAGAGUCACUGAACUGGUGGACCACAGAGUCAUGUAAUAUGAUCAAUGGGACAGAUGGAAGUGCUUUCCACCCAUUGAUAAGCACAGAUGAAACAAUUUAUGUCUUUUCUUCUGAUUUCUGCAGAUCUCUGUAUGUAACUUUUGAUAGCUUUGUGAGUGUGUCUGGAAUCCCUGCCUAUCGGUUUGUGCCCCCUGAAAAGGUGUUUGCCAAUACGUCAGUGAACCCAGACAAUGCAGGAUUCUGUGUGCCAGCAGGAAACUGCCAUGGCUCAGGUGUCCUGAACGUCAGCGUCUGCAAGCAGGGUGUCCCGAUCCUUUUAUCGGCCCCACAUUUUUACCAAGCAGAUGAGAAGUAUAUUAAGGACAUACAGGGCAUGCAUCCCAGAAAGGAGGAUCAUGAAACAUUUCUGGACAUCAAUCCUCUGACGGGGAUAGUUGUACAAGCAGCCAAGAGAAUGCAGAUCAAUGUUCUUGUCAGAAAACUAGAUGGAUUUAUUGAAACAGGCAGUGUCAGAACAUUGGUUUUCCCCGUGGUGCAUGUAAAUGAGAGUGUUCUCAUUGACGAAGCAUCUGCCAAAAAACUGAAGAGCGUUCUGUUUGAAGCCACAGUUGUAACCAGCAUCCCCUUCAUAAUCAUGGCAUUAGGAGUUAUUUUGGGGAUUUGUUUCAUUGUGCUCAUAUGCAGGCCCCCUGGAACAAGGGAAGAGAGUUCUGAAGAGGAAAGGGCUCCGCUCAUCAGGACAUCCUAAUCUUCUUUUUUUCCCCUUCCCAUGUGAGCUUGGUGAAUACACUAUGCAAGUUGAUCUAAUACCGAACACUACCCAGCAUUCAGCAUUCUAAAAACCCACCAUGCUAAUUAUAAUUAUUUGUAGUACAGGGAUGGAAAAAACUAAAAUGCUAGUGAAUGAGGAAACUGUUCUUCUCAGCUGCUAAGUAAGUUUUAAAACCAGAUAUUAAAAUGACUUGAGAUCCUGCUUUAUUAACUAGUGUUUAAUAUUCCCAGUGCUGUUGAAAGCCAUAAAAGCUCAGAACCACUAUAUCAGUGAGAGUAUAAUACCCUGAUUCAUGUAUUAGAAUUACAUGGGGUAAACUUUGUAAAUGGACCUUAGUAAUGUGGGCUCCUAAGUCCCUUUUGAAAAUGGAACUUAGGCAUGUUUGAAAAUAUUGCCCUAGGUCUAAUUUUGUCUUUUGUGUAGAGUACACUUGGCUUCUUAUUAACAGUGUGUGAAUGGAUUGUUUUAGUAGUUACACAUCAUGCCUUUCACCUCCAAAAUUGUUUUGUGAAUCUAAGCCAAAAUGGUAAGUGAGGCCUAUUUAAUCAUACCUAGUUUUCAGUUAAGAAGCCAAGUACUUCAUAGCUCAUUUUCGUACAGCACCUUGAUCUGUCCCAGUAUUGCUUGAAAUCCCAUUGUGUGGUAUUAAUAAAAUGCCCUGGCAAGUUUUUUAAUUUUUAAUUGUUUUUUACACUGGAAAACAAAGGGUUGGUUAGCUGAGGGUACAAUAGAGCGUUCUCCUUUUUCCUGUGUCAGUGUCUCACAAAUAUCUAUUCUCUGGAGCACUGUACAGGCAGAUGUUGCAAGGGUAUUUGUAAUUGCAUUCAACAUUUAGGAAACCUACAGACCUUCUGUGUUGAGGUAUGUUUGGAACAUAAAGGAAAGCAGCAUAAACGUUUUUUUAAAAAUACUGGUAGUUUA